Messenger RNA from Porites evermanni, 400 nucleotides. Lineage: Eukaryota; Metazoa; Cnidaria; Anthozoa; Scleractinia; Poritidae. The record is from the annotation of a GenBank genome assembly.
GGAGUAUGUACAUACGUACGCACUAAUCUGAACUAUCGAAUACGUAAUGAUUUAAAUAAUGAUCUUUUAGAGAAUUUUUUCGUUGAAAUCAGUAAGCCACGAAGUACACCAUUUCUGGUCGGUACUUUGUAUCGACCCCCAAGUUCUCCACCCAAUCUAUUAAGCGAAUUUGAGAAUGUUAUUGCUGAAAUUGACGCGGAAAAAUAAGGAAUUAUAUUUAAUCGGUAAUAUCAACUGUAAUUUGUGGCCUGAAGCAAUUACAGUUAAUUCUUCCCAUGUGAUAAACAUUUUCGAUAUAUAUGGUCUUAGUUAGUUAAUCACUGAACCAACACGUGUCACCCCGGACUCAAAAACAUUAAUUGAUUUAUGCAUAACGAACUCCCCAGAGAAGGUUACAAAU